AUGGCCCCGCUCCACAAGUCCACGGUGCUCCAAGCUGCCACACCACAAGGCCCCUCUGUGGCUAACGCACCCAUGGCCCUCACCAGUUCAAUUAGCCACAAGGAGGAGGAAGAAGAAGCCACGGAGAGCAGCGAAGAAGGCGGUGAGAUGGACGACGUUAUGAGCGGCGGAGAGCCUGAAAGCUCCAAGGACGAUUCAUUGGAGUCGUACCUCAAGACGCUCAAGAAGUACAAGACGCCAGUGAAGACGGGACUCCGCGGCAUCAACGUCAUCCACGACCCACUUUACAACAAGGGCACGGGCUUCCCCCGCGUCGAACGCGACCGACUCGGUCUUCGAGGUUUGGUGCCUCCCCGUCGCCUCACAGUGGAGGCUCAGCUGGACAAGAUGUACGCCAUCUUCUCGCAGACGCUCUACUUCCGCCUCGUGAUCAAGCACAUGAAGGAAAUGGCUCCGAUCGUGUACACGCCGACGGUGGGUCUGGUGUGCCAGAAAUUCGGGUAUCUGUUCCGUCGCCCGCGCGGCGUGUUCUUCAGCACGAAUGACCGCGGCCGAUUCGGUGCCAUGGCGCACAACUGGCCUUGCGACAACGUGGAGGUGAUCGUGGUCACGGACGGCAGCCGUAUCCUGGGUCUAGGCGAUUUGGGCGCGAACGGCAUGGGCAUCCCCAUUGGCAAGUUGGCGCUGUACACGGCUGCGGGUGGCAUCGACCCACGCAAGGCCCUCCCGGUAAUGUUGGACACGGGCACCAACAACCAGAAGCUGCUGGAGGACCCGUACUACCUGGGCGUGCAGCACCCACGCGUCACCGGUCAAGCAUUCUGGUCCAUGGUGGACGAAUUCAUGUGCGCGGUUCGCUCGCGUUGGCCGAAGGUGCUGGUGCAGUUCGAGGACUUCUCAAGCGACCACGCGGCCGACGUGCUAAACGCGUACAGACUGAAGCCAUUGUGCUUCAACGACGACAUCCAAGUCACAGGCGCGACAGUGCUGGCUGGAGUCUUGUGUGCGUGUGACCAGGUUCAGAUCCCGCUGAAGGACCAGCGCAUCGUCAUUCUCGGAGCUGGCAGUGCCGGUCUGGGUGUGGCCGCUACGCUGCUCCAGGGUAUGGUCCGCGAGGGUAUGACGACGGAGGAGGCCCGUGAUCGCUUCUAUCUGCUGGACCAGUUCGGUCUCAUGGGCGAGUGCCGCGAGGGUCUCAACUCGGCGCAGCAGUUCUUCUCGCGCAAGGGCGACAUCGCGGACAAGACGCAGCUUCUUGAUGUGAUUAAGCACGUGAAGCCCACGCUGCUCAUGGGUCUCAGUGGUGCCGCCGGUGCCUUCACGCAAGACGAGGUGGAGGAGAUGGCCAAGCACACUGAGCAUCCGAUCGUGUUCCCGCUGUCGAACCCCACGUCCGAGUGGACCAAGGCCAAGUGCGUAUUCGCGAGCGGCAGUCCGUUCCCGCCCGUCGUGUACAAUGGCGUCGAGUAUCACAUCAGUCAGUGCAACAACAUGUUCACCUUCCCGGGUGUGGGUCUCGCUGCGUCGGUUAUCCAGGCCACGCGCGUGACGGACGGCAUGCUGUAUUCGGCUGCUAAGGCGCUGUCAAAGUGCUUGAGUGCCGAGGAGGUCGUGAGCCGCCAAGUGUUCCCGUCCGUAGAGAACAUUCGCGAUGUCUCGCUCAAGGUGGCCACGGCGGUGUGUGAAACCGCGAUCGAGGAGGGCGUUGCCAAUUUCUUGCCGACGAUCUGCUAUGGCGCGACUCUGGAGAGCUACGUUGCAUCCAAGAUGUACUAUCCGUCAUACCACACACUGGUUGAGUAAGGAUAUCAGAGCAAGUUGACU
Phytophthora sojae is the source of this 1824-nucleotide messenger RNA. RefSeq lists its product as hypothetical. The record is from RefSeq and is a predicted model, not a curated record. Gene Ontology annotation, molecular function: malate dehydrogenase (decarboxylating) (NAD+) activity; NAD binding. The transcript has 5 exons. Lineage: Eukaryota; Oomycota; Peronosporomycetes; Peronosporales; Peronosporaceae. Gene Ontology annotation, biological process: malate metabolic process; pyruvate metabolic process. The coding region runs from base 1 to 1803 and encodes 600 amino acids. Gene Ontology annotation, cellular component: mitochondrion.